AUGGACCCCUCUUCCAAGCACUAUCCCCUGCAUCGCCGCCUACCGGCCGUCCUCAAGCUACGGCCUGAUCCAAGGCUCAUGUCAUCCUCGCACCGCAGCUGGCUCUCCCCUGAAAUGCUCAUGGAGUUUGAGUCCGAGCUUCGUCGAUCGAUAGCCUCCUCAGCAACCGGCGUGGUGGUCAACUCCGCCAUCGCCUCCGCCUGCCAUCUUUUCGCCUUCUCGGCCGCGAUCAACCUCUGGCAGACCGUCGUAGGCGCCAUCAACCUCCACAAGGUCAGGAAGGAGAUCAAGAAGCGCAUCAAGGCCCUUCCCGAACUGAAAGCCAUCUUCGCCGAGGGAAAGGCCUGGGGCCCGCGCCUUUGGGACAUCACGAUCGGCAUCUUCACCAAGCUCGCCUUCACCACCCUCGCCGCUGGCCUCAGCGGCGACGAGAGCAUCGCCGAUGCCUUCGUCGAGGAAUUCGACCACUCGCACACCAAUACCGAGCUCGCACACGUCACCGAAGCCUUCCAAAACCUCAAAGCCGCGCAUCCCCACAUGGACCACUUCGACCAGUUCUUCCACAGCGCCAACGCCGGGUUCGCGGAGAACACCGCGGACGGCCUGAACUGGCUCAUCUUGCCGCAUACUUCGCCCUCGAUGACUAUGGAGGCGUCACAUCAUGACUUAUCGCAGCUGCACCAUAUUUAUGGCGUGCCGACAACGCGUAUCGCCUUGGAGGCCGGGGCCAUGGCGGCAGCGUACGAAUUCAUGCAACCGGUCGUCAUGGCGAGCGAGCAUGCGGUCGAGAAGGUCGCAAAAGCCUCCUUCAAGCAUCGCUUUCGGAAGUUUUUUAAAGGCCAUUAA
Molecule: messenger RNA, 846 nt
Organism: Diaporthe amygdali
Lineage: Eukaryota; Fungi; Ascomycota; Sordariomycetes; Diaporthales; Diaporthaceae
Exons: 1
Coding region: 1-846 (281 amino acids)
Source: RefSeq, a predicted model, not a curated record